CCUCGGAGGCGCUUCCCGCACGCGCGCGCGCCAUGAAGCUGCUGCGGCGCGCGUGGCGGCACCGGACGGCGCUGGGCCUGGGCGGCCUGGCGCUCUGCGGCGCUGGGCUUCUCUACCUGGCCCGCUGCGCCGCCGACGGCCCCCACCCGCUUCCCGGCCGCAGCCCCCCACCUGCCGAGUCCGCGCGCGCCGCCGCCUUCCUGGCCGUGUUGGUGGCCAGCGCGCCGCGGGCGGCCGAACGGCGCAGCGUGGUCCGCGGCACGUGGCUGGCGGCGGCGCGGCGCGGCAGCCCGGGCGACGUGUGGGCGCGCUUCGCGGUGGGCACGGGCGGCCUGGGCGCCGAGGAGCGGCGCGCCCUGGAGCGCGAGCAGGCGCGCCACGGCGACCUGCUCCUACUGCCCGCGCUGCGUGACGCGUACGAGAACCUCACGGCCAAGGUGCUGGCCAUGUUGGCCUGGCUGGACGAGCACGUGGCCUUCGAGUUCGUGCUAAAGGCGGACGACGACUCGUUCGCGCGGCUGGACGCGCUGCUGGCCGAGCUGCGCGCGCGCGACCCCGCGCGUCGCCGCCGCCUCUACUGGGGCUUCUUUUCGGGCCGUGGCCGCGUCAAGCCUGGGGGCCGCUGGCGCGAGGCCGCCUGGCAGCUCUGUGACUACUACCUCCCCUACGCCCUGGGCGGCGGCUACGUGCUCUCGGCCGACCUGGUGCACUACCUGCGCCUCAGCCGGGAGUACCUGCGCGCGUGGCACAGCGAGGACGUGUCCCUGGGCGCCUGGCUGGCGCCGGUGGACGUCCAGCGCGAGCACGACCCGCGCUUCGACACCGAGUACAAGUCCCGCGGCUGCAGCAACCAGUAUCUGGUGACGCACAAGCAGAGCCUGGAGGACAUGCUGGAGAAGCACCAGACGCUGACGCGCGAGGGCCGCCUGUGCAAGCAGGAGGUUCAGCUGCGCCUCUCCUACGUCUACGACUGGUCGGCGCCUCCCUCGCAGUGCUGCCAGAGGAAGGAGGGCAUCCCCUGAGCUGCAGCCACAGCUGACCCACCACACGUCACAUGGCGCCGGCGGGAGGCCAGGACAGAUGCCUCAGGAGGUGGCCACCGCAGCGAGAGUCAUUCGGGGUCCUGUGGGGCCGCUGCUGAGGGGCCUCCCACUGGCCUUACACGGGCAAAGCUGGCCGGUUCGGCUAGUUACCCAGAAUGAGUCCAGCCCUCGAGGGGGCCGGGUGUAUUUGGCGACCAGUGGGGUUUUCAGGCAGAUGCCAAGCGGCCCCUAGGUCCCAGCUCUGGUGGGCACCCAGGCCUGUGCACCCCCGUGGCCGCCAUGGGGCCUCACUCCAGACCGCGUCUUGAUCCGCGUCUGGGCGACCCGUGGGUCUUGCCCGGGUGACACAUAAUGUCCAGGUGGCAGUGUCCUGUCCCAGGAUCUCAGCCAGCGUGGGCCUGGACUGGGAAGAUGCCCAGCUUUGAGCGUGAGGGCAGACAGCAGGGGCUUGCAGCCCCAGCCCAGCCUGCGCACCUGCUGUCUUCUCCCCAGGUGGAGGAGAGCAGUCAGAGGCCAGAGCCGACCGGCACUUGCGGGCCCUGGCCCCAAAACACGAAUCUGGACUUGUUCGGGGUUGGGGACUAUGUCUCGUCCCGCAUCCUGUGUUGACCGUCCACCUAGGAAAUCGCCACACCAAGAGCUGUGGCUAUAGGGAGGUGACCCUCGGGCUCUUGCAUGUUGCAGCUUUGUGUUGCACCCAGUGGCUUUUAUCAAAAUCGCCCUAGAUUUAUUGGGUUAGGUUACCUUUUAUGUUCCAUGUUGGUGUCAUUUGUCAUGUGGCAGUCUAAGAUUUAACUGUGUGUUUUGUUAUUUAGCUUCAGUGGUAUUUUGGUCUGUGUUGCUUUGGAGUGAAUCGUGAUAAAUGUAAUUCAGCACUAGUCUGUGACUUAUAAAUAUCGUAAAUUUGUGUAGAUAAGAAUUUAAGUUAGGAGUGUGUGGGUCUCCGUAUUUUUUAAAUUAUUUAAGGGAAGACUUUUCUAUCAGAACUUGGGCUUUGUGGAUUUAUCUGUUUUUACAGCUCGGGUUGUAGACUUGUUACUGCCUGUGUGUUUAAAUGUGGAAGAAUUCUAAAACUGUCCAUUUCUCUUUACAGUUUACACAAAAGUCAGUCCCAUUGUCUCUUUCUGAAAAGACUUUCCUUUUAAGGCUUCCUCGCGGCCAUGCAGGGGCAAGUGUUUCUCACACACACAUCUGUUAUGUUAGACUCUGGGCCCAAGUUCCAGGAAUCUGAGCCCUUGGAAGCAUCGGUGAGGUUUCCCACAUUCUGUCUUAAGAAAACAGGCUCUGCUGGCUGGCGUGACCUUUUGGAGACAGAAAAGCAUUCACGCGCACCCUCCUGGCUGAUCACCUCUCAUACCUAACACAUCCUCAGAAGAUCAGGGUUCUUUUCUCCCCAUUAAAUGUGAAAAGUGAGUGCUGUGGUCAUCACAAAAGUGAAAUAAAGAGGCUCCAGGACAGCCGUGAGCCCUUCUGUGAGCCCA
Molecule: messenger RNA, 2524 nt
Organism: Zalophus californianus (California sea lion)
Lineage: Eukaryota; Metazoa; Chordata; Mammalia; Carnivora; Otariidae
Gene: B3GALT6
Product: beta-1,3-galactosyltransferase 6
Exons: 1
Coding region: 33-1022 (329 amino acids)
Biological process (GO): glycosaminoglycan biosynthetic process
Cellular component (GO): membrane
Molecular function (GO): UDP-galactosyltransferase activity
Source: RefSeq, a predicted model, not a curated record